Trematosphaeria pertusa is the source of this 648-nucleotide messenger RNA. RefSeq lists its product as uncharacterized. The record is from RefSeq and is a predicted model, not a curated record. The transcript has 2 exons. NCBI's taxonomy places the organism in Eukaryota, Fungi, Ascomycota, Dothideomycetes, Pleosporales, Trematosphaeriaceae. The coding region runs from base 94 to 453 and encodes 119 amino acids.
GUUCCUGCAACCGCGCGGAAAAGAACUUCAUCUGUUGUACAACCCUCACUCAUGCAACCGUUACUUUUGCCACCAGCUCGCCACUCCACUGAGAUGGCGAUUAGCCUCUCCACCCUCCUCCUUGCCAUCCAAGGCAUCCCCGUUACAAUCUUCAGCACCUUCAUCCUGCGCGACCCCGCAAAAGUAAAUUUCGCUGAUGCGCCCGUUGCCGUCCAACAUGCUAUGAGCAUGUCUACCUUCUCCGUAGGCAUCUUCUACCUGGUCGGCGCCACCCAGCCCAAGCGAACACGGCACCACUUCCUCAUUGCUACGAGCUUCGUGCGCCUAAUAGCCGCGUAUGUAUUCUUCAAAGACGGGGAUGAUGCAAGGGGCGGCGCGGUGUGGGACGUUGUCAUGGUGGGGUUGAAUGCGUUGGUUAUAUGGUAUGAGAGGUUGGCGUAUCUGAGUGGUUGAGCAUCAGCCCCCGUAAUCCCGAGUGGCUGCUAAGGCGGUAGGAGAUGGUAAUGGAAAGAGAAGGGGAAAGACAUGGAAGAGGAAUGGGAACGAGAGUGGCCACAGCCAAGCGAGAGAAGAAAUAUGCAGUGUAUUAGAGUUACAUGAUCGCCCCGUCCGUCCCUCGCGGAUAUCGCCGUAACCAAACAUGCUAUG